This is a messenger RNA of Mycena citricolor, 4146 nucleotides long. The record is from the annotation of a GenBank genome assembly. Lineage: Eukaryota; Fungi; Basidiomycota; Agaricomycetes; Agaricales; Mycenaceae.
AUUCAGUAGGCCGUCAACAAUGCCAGCCGAGAUAACGUGAUUUGCUCGUGAUCGUGCAACGUCUGAUGUGACUGAUGGGCGUGAUCUCUCCGAAUGGUUCGGCCGAAGCUGUCAUCACGUCAUUGUCGUCCCUAUUCUCGAACUCGGUGCUGCACAGGGACUCCACUUGCCAGAGAGAACGACGGAGGCCGACCGCGAUUUUUGUUGAACAUAUUAUGUGGAGCAUGCGGUUUCUUUUCCGUGUUACAGCAUUCCCGACCUUCUUCGGCGCGACCAAGGCGAGCGCGUGUUGAGGCUACAAAUGACUGUGGAGCAUCGAUCUCAUUUCAGGAUGACGUGUCUUUGAGGCUUUUUAUUUAUCGUUUCCCAGAACAUCCAGAGAGCGCGUUAACGAGCGACAAGUUGGGUGGGAUACUCUCUCGGCUCACCAAGUGUUGGCGUCCAAUUUUGCGCGCGUCUGGACACUCAGCAGCGCGAACCCCUCAUUCCGAUUACGGCGAAACCUUUUCAGCCUGAAAAUUCCAUCCCCCGCCUUGUUCAGCAUCCUCUCACCUCCGUCCGCCUCUCACGCCAACUCAGAUUCAUAACGAACAAUGGCUCUCAAUGUCGAAAAUAGUGCUGGGCCCUCCGCAUCAGGCGCGCCCUCGCGUGUCACACUCUCCCUCGGCCAUCUUCCGAGCAAGAAAGACAUCAAAGCACCGUGGCCUCGCACUCCCACCCGUGUCGAUCCCAACAACCCACCAUGGCCCGCCUACCGUGGCUACCACGAAUACUCAUUUGCCCACGCUACCAUGCAAUCGCGUCUUCCGACUAUCCUCGGCAAGGCUAUUGAAGACACGACGCGCACCCUUAAUGAUCAGUACGACGAGGAAAAAGUCGUCGAUCUGGUUGCAUGUAUCGAGCGCAUGGGUGACCUGAUGGCGGACCUGAGCGAGAAUCGCAAACUCCGUCCCAUCAUCGACGAUAAUGAGGCUGAUGUGGCUUUGUGGAACAAGGAAAUUGCAAAAUACUUCCAAGGAAAAGAUUUCAUGAACGCCCCUUGGUUGUUUGCCGAGGCCUACAAGUAUCGGCGACUCCAUGAGUGCUUCAGCAUUAGCAAAUUCUGGAAGGAUUACGAUGUUUUCUAUCGGCAAAAGUGCGAUACCUUCUCUCGAUCAUCUGAAGCGGUCUUCGAGCUUUCAAUGCGCUUCGCCGAGCCUUUCAAGCUUGCGGAUGGAUUGGACGAUGCAGCCAAGCAGGAGGCGGAGCGGUUGAUGUUCUUGGAGCUCACUCAAGUUUGCUUGUGGGGAAACUCGACAGACUUGUCUCUGCUGAUCAACAUGACCGAAGAGCAAAUCAAGUCCUUGCAAUCGACCGGAGGCGAUCACUUGGCGGCUACCGAGAAGAACAUCCUCGGUAAUCACCUGAACCAGCUGUGGGAUACCGUCAAGGGGCUGCGCAAGACGGGUGGCCGCAUCGACUUCGUUCUCGAUAAUGCCGGCUUUGAGCUGUACUGCGACUGUGUAUACGCCGACUUCUUGCUGCAAAGCGGCCUUGCGACCCAGAUCCGUUUCCACGGCAAACGGUUCGCAUGGUUUGUUUCGGACGUUACGAGAAAAGACUGGGAUUGGCUUCUCAACACCAUGGUCUACGGACAAUUGUUUCCGAAGGCUUCUGAUGUCGAGUUGGAAUCUCUACGCCGCCUUGGUCAGCGGUGGAAGCAAUACGAGAAGGAGGGCAAGUGGGUCUAUGAACAGCACCCCUUCUGGUGCACAGGGUACACGUUCUGGGACUUGCACUCUGAAGCUCCCGACUUGUUCCUUCAUCUGUCGCGAUCGGAUCUGGUCUAUUUCAAGGGUGAUCUGAACCACCGCAAGCUCACAUAUGACUGUGCGGCACCGGCGAGCACUCCGUUCGACAUGGCCAUCGGCCCGAUGGCGAGCUCUGCUGGAGCACCAAAAGUUGCCAGUCUGCGCACAAUCAAAAGUGAUGUCGUUGUCGGACUGGGUGACGACGGAGACAAGACCGCGGAGAACCUGGACAAGUCGGAACCAGGAUGGAAGAUCAGUGGCAAAUACGCUGUCGUUCUUCUCUCUGAGGGUCGCCCGGGAGAGAAAGUUCGUUUUGCAUAGAUUACUUUACCAGUCUCUACUUAUUCUACAACAUUACAUGUAUGUACAACCCAAUUCUAGAGAAGCAGCAUUUCUUGAUUGACAGUUGGCAAGUGAUGGGCUUCAUCCCAAAGAUAGGACUUUCCCUCUCGUGCCACUCUUGUGUCCUUACAUACGACUUCAGCAUGUUGCUGCCGAAAUCCGCGUGCCCGACGAACUUCUGCGAUAUUCACUCUUGCACGCGCAAUGCCGCGGCAUUGCGCGCAUCUGUUCUGUGCCGCUAAACUGUAGACCUCAGUGAAUGGACGCUUGCGUUUGUGCGACAGGAUCAAGUUCUCGUCGAUAUAUGGAGGCAAGCCUUGGUGGGCCAGAACUAUGAGACCUAAAACAGGUCCUUGUUCUAUGCAAACGAAGCUCUUCUCUGUUCCUCGUCCGCCCGACAUACAGCUUCUUGACACGGUGGCCGAAACCCAACGUGGUUCUGCAAGUGCUCGGAACAGCAUUCGAUGACGACAACGGCUAGAUGGAUCACCCAACACGUGAAGAAACAUGUGAUGCAAGCAAACGCGUCCAUGUCGAUAUUCUCGCCUCGAAUUAGCUUCCGUAUUCGACGCUGCAGUGCAGUAUGGAGAGUGUGCACUUCGAUCAAAGGCUCCAUGAGGGCGCAUUGGGAGCUGGUUGUAUAAAAGGCAGAGUGGCAUUGGGAGCAUCUUCACCGGCCCAACCAGUCUCUUCUCCAGCAUGCUCGCUCUGACUCUCCUGCCCGCGAUCCUCCUCGCUCUCCGUGUUUCCGCCGGCCCCGUUCUGGUCGAUGAGAACAUCGUCAGCCUGCCCAUCGCCCGUCGCAUCAACGCUACCACCGUUGUCGACAUCAAGCAGGCCGACUACGCGCGGAUUGCGAACUUCAAGGCCGGAAAAAGCAAGCGUGUCUCUGAGCCGGUGUCGAACCAGCUUGUCAGCUACAUCGCCUCCGUCGGUGUCGGUAGCCCGGCUACUACCUACGAUCUCAUCGUAGACACCGGCUCGUCCAACACCUGGGUCGGUGCUGGCAAGAACUACGUUAAGACCUCCACCUCCACCCGGACUGGACGCUCCGUCUCUGUCUCGUAUGGGUCUGGCCAGUUCUCCGGUGAGGAGUACACCGAUCGCGUCACUUUGGCGAGCGGCCUCGUCAUCAACAAGCAGUCGAUCGGUGCCGCCAGCAGCGCCAGCGGCUUCAACAACGUCGACGGCAUUCUCGGCAUCGGCCCUGUCGACCUCACUCAGGGAACCGUGUCCGGCUCUUCCGAGAUCCCCACUGUGGUGGACAACCUGUUCAGCGCCGGAACGAUCUCUCUGAUGUGAUCGGUAUUUCGUUCGAGCCCACGACCUCGUCUGUGGACAACAACGGUGCCAUUUCCUUCGGAGCCCCCGACACCACUAAGUACACUGGCACGCUUACCUACACUUCGGUCACGAGUACCUCCCCUGCCGGUGACUACUGGGGAAUCAAUCAGUCCAUCACCUAUGGCACCACCUCCAUCAUGUCUACCGGACCUGGCAUCGUCGACACCGGAACCACUCUGAUCUACCUGCCCACCGCUGCCUUCAAUAAGUACGAGAAGGCUACCGGCGGUGUCGCUGACAGCGGCACUGGCCUGCUGCGCAUCACCUCUGCUCAGUUCUCUGCCCUCCAGAACCUGAACUUCUUGAUUGGCGGUGCUACCCACUCCCUGACCCCCAACGGUCAGAUCUGGCCCCGUUCCCUCAACACUGCCAUCGGCGGAACUGCAAGCAGGAUCUACCUUGUCGUUGCUGACAACGGUCCCGCUGGCUCCGGCCUUGACUUCAUCAACGGCUACGCCUUCCUCGAGCGCUUCUACUCGGUCUUCGACACUGGCAACAACCGGGUUGGAUUUGCCUCCACCUCGUUCACCUCCGCCACCACCAACUGAGGAGAUGGGCCUGCUGGGCAAGUUUAUGAGUACUAGGCGCUUGUAGACUACAUUCGUUGUUUGUGAAAAGGGGUCAUUUCAUUAUACCUAUCAAAUUGUACCAUCCAUGUCAUUGGUUACGG